GCGGCAAGGCUACGGACUCUGUUAGAGCCUCACUGGCUACAUAACUGCUGCUCCGCGUCUGUGGCGUGGAUAGAGGAGGCUCUCCUUAACUCCCGUGUUCAAGCGUCCAGUCAUACUGCUCAUUCUGUCAAUAUUCCGCUACUCCUUGUACACAUUCUUUCCAUCUAUGCUCAGGGCUCAUGGGAGAUCCCUCAGAAUCAGAUUCUAUAAGUCCCUGCGUUAACCAAUGUCUCCUACCAUACUUUCACUGCCUUUCGAUAUUCUCGUAAACAUCACAUCUUAUAUUGACAUUAACGACAUUACCCAUCUUAGUCAGGCUUCUCCAGCUCUUGCGUUCCUUGCUCAGGAUCCAUUCAUUUGUCGAUCUGCAAUUGAGUUCUGGGCCCCUUUCAGCCAGGAAUGGCGGCAGUACAAAGCCGGACUCAUAACCGCAGAAAUUGGUUUCAACAACAUCUACCAGCGUCGAUCGGCGGUCGGAAAUGGGCUACCUUUCAGUGUUACUUCGAUUGGGAAUUGUUUGAGCUUUGUAUAUCAAAAUGGCUGGUUAGCUUUCAUCAGUGACAAGCGAAUCUUCGUGCGCAAUGUGCGGAGUGGGAAUUCUUCGCAGCGGAUACCGAAAUCCAGGCAGCAGCCAUGUAAUGGAGCCUUACAGAACAGCAGUGGGGACGACCAUCAUGCCCCUUUUAAUGUGGUCAAUUUUCCUAAAGAGUGGGAUGACCUUAAUCUCGUUGAUUCAGAGUCUGAGAUCGAACUCAUGGGCUUUAUUGAUAAUGUUUUAACGCUUUGCUUCCGUCCAAUGCAAGAGGACGCUCAAGGCGUAAGUGCUUGGCUUCUCGCGCUCGGUAUCACCACAAACGAAGGGGAUGAAGGCAUUGAGCUUUUUCGAGCAGCACUCCAGACGACAGAGAAGCUUUUCGUUCGUCACAACGAGAAUUAUAUCUUCUGGGGGACACAGAGCGGCCGCGCAAGCCAUGUGUACCUUGAAUGGGUAAUCAAAGGAACGUUGUUCCGAGACUGGGGAGAUGCCAAACGGGAUGGACGUGUUCCUAGCGUAGCAAGUCUACAACUUCCAGAUUUCGUGGGAUCUGAGAUGAGCUCUACAUGCGCGUUUGAGAUUCAUGAGGACCACUUCUACGGUGUGUCGAAUCAGACUUCGUGGCACAAUGAAGAGAUCGACUGGACCUCUUUGUUUGACUGCAUCUGCUUUCCCCUUGCGAAGCCAUACAGUGCUGACCUCAAGAGAAAUAAGAGGAUCUAUAGGAGGCAACACGACGAAGGUCCCUUAGAUGACCUAUGGACUGUUCUGGGUUUACAAGUCAAAGAGGAUAUCGGCAAGCUGACCAUCGUCGAGGGUCGAAGAGAAUGGACCAACGGCGGCAGUUCGGCGUAUCGAACGUUCUACACGGCGGAUAUCACCUUCCCCGACGGUGAAGAACCGCACCAGCUGCCUGAAGAUGACCCAUACGUCACUAUCGUGACGAGCGCGAACCGCCCGAACUACAUACCGCGCCUGAAGCUCAAGACCGAAACCAUUCAUCCAGAGAGAGAACACCCCCGAUAUAGAAGUAGCCCGCCGUUCAUAGCAGCACGGACGCGGUACCGAUCCUACAACUUAGCAUCCGCUACGUUUAUAGAUCUGGUGAGUGACAGCAACUGCUGCGAGGCGUCAGCAAAAAGUAUGGCAGGGUGCCUUCGAUUCCGCACUGGUUCCAGGCGGCUCGCCCCUUUCCCUUCGAAUUGGAGCAAGCCAGAUGCCGGGAAGGGCAAGCAGCGAGCGAACUCAGAGAUAGGUUCGCCGAGGUUAGACUUGAUAUGGAUGGAUAUGGACUUCGAGGAUCUGGUGGAUUCUGACGAUCCGACCGCUUUCGACAUUGAUAUUUUAGCAACGAACCUCGACGAAGAACCAAAGGAAACAGAGGCAAGCGUUCGAGGAUACCGCUACUCCCCCAUCACUCUCUGGCCCCCUCCGCUUCUACCGGAGUCUAAUGCGCCACCCACUACUACAAGCAUAACGCACGCCUGUGAAACUGAGCAGGUUUCGUCGCAAGAAGUACAUAGGCUGAUGAACCCUCACCACACAAACCGAGACUGCUUCGCUCCGAUUGACAUCGCUGCGGCCUCCGAUGAGCGGACCGUCGUCUUCCUGGUUCGGAAAAAACAGAACCGUAGCUCGGCAAGCAGCUAUGAGGAAGGGCAUUUGGUACUGGUGAGCUUUUGUCCGUGGGUUACUGCCCUGGAUGCGGAGAUUUACAGUGCUGGCAACGUGGAUGGAGUGGAGUUCGUGCUGUUAAGGGAGGAUAUCCGAGGAAGAUCCAAGGAAACAACAUUUUUUACUGGUCCAACUCUUAUCUAGUAUAGAUGGCA
Molecule: messenger RNA, 2364 nt
Organism: Eremomyces bilateralis CBS 781.70
Lineage: Eukaryota; Fungi; Ascomycota; Dothideomycetes; Eremomycetales; Eremomycetaceae
Exons: 3
Coding region: 227-2353 (708 amino acids)
Molecular function (GO): protein binding
Source: RefSeq, a predicted model, not a curated record